AUGGCUGAAAAACGUGUAUGGCGCUAUGGUGCAAGCAGAUAUUUGUUUGGAAGAUCUGAUGGAGUGAGGCAAAAGGGUGCUGGAGUUGUUCAGAGUGUUGAAAUUGACCAAACAGCCCUUAGAUACAGCAGUAAUGCUUCCAACGUUGAGAGGAUUGGAACAUGGAAGGCUUUACAGCAAAUAAUUCUAUUCUAUGAGAAUCUUGGGGGAUUGAAAGAGAUGAGAACCAGAGACCAAGAAGCAGAGGAAGAUUGCAGAAGUUGUGAUGAUGUGGUUCCUUACAAAUUUGGUGAAAAAUCCUCAUCUGUUCUGAGCUCAACUGGAUUCCAGGAUGCAACAUUCAAAGUUUUCAAUGGGCUUGGUCACUACACAAUCCCUGAAGAGAUGAAUGAGGUUUGUGCUUGGCUGACUUCUAAAUUGGGGCUUGAAGGGCGUUCUUCAUGA
Messenger RNA from Dovyalis caffra, 444 nucleotides. Lineage: Eukaryota; Viridiplantae; Streptophyta; Magnoliopsida; Malpighiales; Salicaceae. The record is from the annotation of a GenBank genome assembly.